Molecule: messenger RNA, 7067 nt
Organism: Bactrocera oleae (olive fruit fly)
Lineage: Eukaryota; Metazoa; Arthropoda; Insecta; Diptera; Tephritidae
Source: RefSeq, a predicted model, not a curated record
ACGCUGAAGAGAUCAGUUUGUGCAACCGGUCAGCGAGUCAGUCACUCUCUGUACAUGAGAGCUCUGAGGCCUUACAGUACUGUGGAAGUGUGUAAAUGUGUGCGUAUUAUGGAGUGUGUCACUUUGGGAAACCGUCUAACCAAGCGAUACAAACAUUUAUCCCGCAAACAAACUGCCGCCUCACCAUGAGCAGACUAAGUGAGCAAAUAAUUGAGUACGCCAUUCAAUCUGCUGCCCGCUUCUCGAAGUGAGUGUCGGUUUUUGUGUGCACUAUAUUUUGUAUCGCCCGUGUUGCCGUAUUUGUGUAUUUGUUAUACGUUAAAACGUGCUGCGAAAAUCAACAGUAAAUCAUUGAUGUGAGAAACGUGUAAGCGGUAACAAGUUCAAUUUUCGCGACGCUACAUAUCUACGAAGGCACACAUCUACACAUAUCUUUCAGUGCGAUACGUAUACUCGUGAAGUGCGUACAAUUCGUUAUAACUUGGGCCAGUUGAGGAAAUAUAUUGUAAUAAAAGCCCGAAUGCCGAGAUUGUUCAAAGACGAGUUUUGGAAGUCUGUUGUAGUACCUUAAAUUGAACAUUAAAACAAAAGAAAAUACAAGAAAUUCAAAAUAUUAAAAAGGAAACGGUUUUGUUAGAUUCUUUUAGUUUGUUGCUUUUGUUAUUGUUUUACAUAAUCAACAAUAAAAGUGGCUCGCGCUUGUUCGGAGGCAAAAUGAGUUUCAGCGGACCGAGCGGACCACGUGAUAACGUGCGAAAAUUAUCCUUUCUGGGCUUCAACACAAAGAAGUCCACCGGGAAUGAGGAUCCAAACGAGGUUUACUUGGAUUCGGAAAUGGAAAAAGUUUUCGCCGGUCCAAGUGCCCAUAAGGAAAAGUUCGAUGUAACGACAUUUCAGGACGCAAAUCAGCCGAUCGGAUCGUAUAAGCAGAGCAACGUGCAUCGUAAAAGUGAACUGAACAUUGAAGAAGAUUCCGAAUAUGAAAGUACAACGGAUCCCGUUAAUCUACAAAAUUAUGAUGACCUACCUGAGGACUACCCACUAGUAUCAGAACGCGCUGGACACGGUGACCACUCGGAUAAUUCCGCCGAGGAAAAGCAGGUGCACUUCGGAAAGAAAAAGGCUGUAGUAACACCGCCCACUUUAGUAUACGAUGAACAACCCGCUGACAAUAUACACGAACGAAAACGACGAAGAAGCCGCCAUCAGUAUUAUAGACAACGUAAAUUUUCCCAUCAAGACAGCGUGGAAACCAAAAAGGUGGUCGAGGAGAAUGGCGAGGCCGGUGUCCGCAAGGUAUCCGUGCAACCGGAGGAUACCACAUUAGAGGAGGCCGAUCUCAAUGAGUUGAGAUCUCAUCGUUCCGAUGAUCCCCGUGCGCUCAGACGUCACAAAAUCCACCAUUCAUCAAUCAAGUUGCGCGAAUUGCCGCAAAUUAGUGUGGCGGGCUUGCAGCUGAAGAAGGUCUACGAUCAUAGUCCGCAUGAGAUAUUUGUGCAACUCGAUGAACUCACUGGCUUAGGCGAAGAACGCGAAUGGAAGGAAACAGCCCGUUGGAUCAAGUACGAGGAAGAUGUUGAGGAAGGCUCCGAUCGCUGGGGCAAACCUCACGUUGCUUCACUCUCCUUUCACUCGUUGCUCAAUUUACGUCGCUGCCUCGAAACGGGUGUUGUGCUGCUGGACUUGAAUGAGAAGGACCUGCCGGCAGUGGCAUACCGUGUUGUGGAGCAGAUGGUCGUUGAAGAUCUAAUCAAUGCCGAGGACAAACCGGCGCUCAUGCGCUCAUUGCUGUUGCGUCACCGACACGUGAACGAACACCAGAGCGGCUUUCCGUUUACGAAGCGGAAAUAUAGCAGCUACACAAGUUUACAGUUGCUUUGGAUGGGCGGCGAAAUUCAACAGCAACAACAAUUGGCACUGCAACAACAUCUUACCAACGUUGAAAAUGCCAAAAAGCGACGGUCUGUAUGCGAGACCCUUAGUGCACCGCCCACAUCCAUUUCACUUUGCAGCGAACCGCACAACGGUACCAAUAGACGGCACUCCACCAUGUCUUACUUGGGAAACCUCUCUGGGGAAGACAAAAAGCCUAGAAUAAUGCCGGCAGCUGAGAUUGGUGGCAGCAAACGCAGCAAUGAGUUGAAGAUUGAUAUGAGGGACGACUUGUAUUCUUCGUCGCAGGAGAAUCUUCAAAAGCUGCAAAACGACAGCAUACUUAAGCGCAUACCUGUGGGUUCUGAAGCAACAACGGUGUUGGUGGGUGCAGUGGACUUCCUGCAACAACCAACCAUCGCAUUCGUGCGUCUUGCAGAGGGUGUGCUUAUGCCCACUUUAACAGAGGUAGCCGUGCCGGUACGUUUUAUGUUCAUACUCAUGGGCCCUCCAACCCUUGACUUGGACUAUCAUGAAGUGGGUCGAUCCAUUGCAACGCUAAUGGCAAACGAACCAUUCCACGCAAUUGCAUACAAGGCAGAUGAUCGUAAGGAUCUGCUUUCGGCCAUUAACGAGUUCUUGGAUGAUUCCAUUGUGCUGCCUCCGGGUAAUUGGGAGCGUCAAGAUCUCUUGCCAUUUGCGGAAUUGAAAGCAAAGAAGGACUGGAUCCGCUCGCGCAAGCGAAAGGCGUUAGAGGUAAAAAAUGAAUUGAAGGAGAAGAUAAAAGAAGAAGCUAAAAUAAUUGUUGAAAAGAAACCGGAAUUGGAAAGUGGUGAUGGAAAGAAGAAGAUUAAUCCGUUAGAAAAAACGCACAAGUGGUGGGGUGGUUUGCGUAAUGACCUUAAGCGCCGUCUGCCCAUGUAUAAGAGCGAUAUCACCGAUGGUCUGAACACGCAAACGUUGGCCGCCACGAUCUUCAUGUACUUUGCUUGCCUCUCGACCGCAAUCACCUUCGGUGGUUUGGCCUCCGAAAAGACUGGCAAUCUGAUUGGUAUAUCAGAGACCUUGUUGAGCACAGCACUUUGUGGUUUAAUUUUCCACACGAUUUCUGGACAACCGCUCGGUAUUAUAGGUACAACUGGUCCACUGCUGCUCUUUGACGAAGCGUUGAUUAACUUUUGUCGUGAGAACAAUUUGCCCUUCCUCACCAUACGCGCCUACAUCGGUGUUUGGUUGGCCAUCAUUGCUACUACGCUGUCUGCGUUCGAGUGCAGCGUUUAUGUGCGGCUGUUUACCCGAUUCACACAGGAAAUUUUUUCUGCAUUAAUCACAUUGAUCUACAUCUAUGAGACAUUGAUGAAAUUAGUUUCGGUAUAUAAGAAGAACCCGCUAUUGGCCGACUAUAAUUUCCCACCAGCAACACUAGCACCACAAUUACAGGGUUUUGAUAAUACAACGAUGGAGAAUAUGGGUAAUGUAACCGCCGAUGUUCCGGUCUUGAGCACUACAUCCAGCAUUGGUUUAAUUUCGAAUAUCAUAUCCCAUACUAACAUGCCAAACACUGCACUUUUCUGCACGAUACUCACCUUGGGCACCUUCACGAUCGCCUACUAUCUCAAACUCUUCCGUAAUUCCCAUUUCCUGGGACGAAAUGCUCGCCGUGCGCUGGGUGACUUUGGUGUGCCGAUCGCCAUAGCGAUUUUCGUGUUGAUUGACUAUCUUAUACCACAAGUGUACACGGACAAACUUAGCGUGCCGGAGGGUAUUUCACCCAGUGAUCCGGAAGUGCGCGGUUGGUUGGUGCCCCUGGGAGGUAUGCCUGUUUGGGCACCCUUUGCCUGUGGCAUACCCGCCAUUUUGGUAUACAUUCUCAUCUUUAUGGAGUCGCAUAUUUCGGAAUUGAUUGUCGAUAAGCCGGAGCGAGGUCUGAAGAAGGGCUCCGGACUACAUUUGGAUAUUGUGAUAUUAGGAUUUUUGAAUACAUGUUGUGGCCUCUUCGGCACGCCAUGGCAUUGUGCAGCUACCGUGCGUUCAGUAACACACGUCUCUGCUCUAACGGUGAUGUCAAGAACGCACGCCCCUGGUGAGACUCCACGCAUCAUCGAUGUUAAGGAGCAACGUCUCUCUGGUUUCUUUGUGGCUCUCUUAAUCGGAUUAUCCGUGACAAUGGCACCUUUGCUGCGAUUGGUACCUAUGGCGGUGCUGUUCGGUGUAUUCCUAUACAUGGGUAUCGCAUCGAUGAGCGGCGUACAAUUCUUCGACAGAAUGGGAUUAUACUUUAUGCCUGUAAAGCAUUAUCCCCCCACACCGUAUGUGAAGCGAGUGCCCACUUGGAAAAUGCAUAUGUUUACCACAAUACAAUUGCUCUGUCUUACUUUACUCUGGGCUGUGAAAUCGUCCAAAAUAUCAUUGGCUUUCCCCUUCUUUUUGAUUAUGAUGGUGCCAAUAAGGCAGCGACUUGCCAUGCUCUAUACACCCGAACAACUGCAAGCGCUCGAUGGAAGUGAAGCCAAAGAUGAGGACGAACCCGAUUUCUACGAAGAAGCAACCAUUCCGGCAUAAGGAAGGACAUGUACAUAUGAAAAGCUGUAUUUAAAGCAAAUAUUAAAUAGAUUUGAAAAGCUUUAUAAAUAGAAAAAGUUUAGGAUAUUGUGAUUUUAUAAACCAUUUCAAAUGUAUUUAGUUUGUGGUGAAUAAGGCCGCUAACUUAAAAGCCUGCAUAACUGUAAUUGAAGGAAUUGCCUGUACUUAAGCAUAAAUUUAUACACUUAAGUGCUUUAUAAAAUAUUUUAUUGUUCUUAAAGUCAUUUAACUUUUACAUUUUCUAUUUUAUGAAUCUUUUGCUAGUUGAAUUCGUUUUAAUUUUUGAAGAUAGAGUUGUAGAUUUGCAUUGAUUAAUGUUAAAGGAACCACAACAAAAAACAAAAAGAAGCAAAGUAUUUUUCUACCCUAACGCUGUAUAACUAAAACAAAAACAAAAAAAAAAAUCUUAAGCAAAAAGUAUUGUAGUCACUUUAUUUAUAUAAAGAGCAAAUUGUAUGUUAUGUGUAUGUAUAUGUUAAAAUUAAAAAAAAGUUAAUAGAAGAGCGUGGCGCGUUCACGAUUAAAGUAUUAUCUUGCAAAAUCAAAAUUACUGAUAACUGUAUAUGUGUAUGGUAAUUAGUUGAAGGUAUUGCAAUUUUAUUAGGUAUUAGUAUAGAAAUAUUAAAUAAAUUAUUGUCGCAAAUCGCCAGGCAAGUUGUGUAGAAGUGAUCCAAGCAAAUUUUAAUAACAAAUAUAUAUAUGAUGUGUUACUAAUUGUUAUCGAAAUGCACUCUUACCGAAACCGAAAUAGUUCAUACUUAAUAGAACCACUGAAUGUCCCUUACUUAGUGACAACUUAAUUAGUUGUUAUUGAUUUUAAUUAAUUAAGAAAUCAUAGCUGUGUGUGCAUUAACACAAAAACGAAAACAAAUACAAAUCAUUUCGAGGCGAAAUAUGUGAACUUAGUGCUUUGUAAGCCAGCGAGUCUAUCGCUGUUAAUGUCAUUGUGAUGUACUGUACUUAUCAGCUUGGAACAAUAAUUGAAACAAAGAAAUCGAACAUGGAACACCGUUUAUUAGAGAUGCUAAAUAUUUUCAGACGCAAAUACAUGCAUACUUAACAAUCAAAGAUAUGAAACGUUAUUAUAUUUAAAAAAGUAUAAAAGACAAAUUUUGAAAAUAAACAAAUAAAAUAAUCCUAUUGUUAUGACUAAAAUCCUCUUAGACUUAAUAAAUAAAAUAUUGAGUGAUUUAAAUUAACACAAAAUUUGCGAUUAAAUACAUAUGAAGAACUUAAAGAUUGACCUCAGACAAUUUGCGGACACAAAACAGCGCAGUAAGUACGACGGAGUGCAAGGCAUCAAAGUAAUAAUGUUGCAACUGAUCGCAUCGUAAUGGUUGGCCGAGCUUUUUCUUCCAUCUAUGGCCUGCGUUUUGCUGUAGUCCGAGGAGUGGAGAGAUACCUAACCCUUUCGAGCAAACGCAAAUCGGAAAUACUUGUUUUGACCUUGAUCGGAACAGAUACCGACUUCAGGUCCUAGGCAGGCACUUCCUCUGAUGGUGUGAUCCAAACCACGGCUUCCAUAAAUGUCAGUCUUUGCUCUUAACUUACUUUCAUUAAUAAAGGGUGUGCAUCUGUUUCCACUUCACUUGCUUUGUUUCUACAACACGUAAUUGUAUUUGUCUGACAAAAAAAUGAGUUUUUGAAAAUAUUAAGAGUUCGAAGAAUUUAGUGGCAACGUCCAACGAUAUAGAAAUAUUUCCAAAUUUUAAAUUUCUAAUUUUAUUUUCCCUUCAUCAAUCAGCUCAGUUGUCUUGUAUUGUUUACGUUUAAUUUACAAUUUCACGCAUUGGUUUUGAAAAUGUUUUGAAAAUCCAAAUUUUAUUGUACAAAAAUUAAAAAAAAAAUAAUAAAUAAACCAAAAUGAGUAAUUGUGUAAUGAAUAUAAGUGCGGAUAAAUUAAACAACUUCAUCCAACAAUCCGCAUCAAUUGAGGAAUCACUAGAACUAGCCAAAAGAGGAACCGAACAAAUUAGAAAUGAAAUUGAAUUGUUGAAACAGAUACAAAAGUUUCAUGAAGAAUACGACUAUCUAACGAAUGCGUUGAAUGACAAAGCGAGAUCAAAAUCUGAAAUUACCACACUUAAAAGGGAACUCUUCACUUUAGUGCGGAAACGAAUACAACUGCUUCGUAUUUUCAACAAACAUUGCGACGAUUUCAAAUCGGACAUGAAGUUGAUGCGCCAAUUGCAAUCAUCAAAUGACUUUCAAUAUGAGGUCGGGGAUGGCGGAAGCGAAUGUGAUGAUGCCGAUGAUAUAAACGAGCAGGUCGGUAUUCGCAACACAACGGAAAGGGAAACGUGGUGCAGUGAAAAUUGGUUUUCUCCACGCUCUUCGUGUACUACUUUUGUUUAGUCGUAAUAAGAGAAUAAUUCCACCACCAAUCAAUCCGAUCUGGAAAAGGAUUUUCAUUAAAAGUCUAACCUGGCUUUUACAUUUUUAUCAAAUUUCGUUCAUCGCAAUAAUUAGAUACCCAAAAAGUGCUAAACACGCUUAGCUGAAGUGCAAACAUACAUAUGUACAUAUGUAUAUGUAUAUGGUAUAUCAAGUGCUUUGAAGGUAUACAUAUGUACAUAUACUUCUGAUUCGUAAUAAAUCAACAUUUAACACUA